AUGUCCAGGAACCCGUACCGCCGCACGAGGGCAUGCACCUGCUUGCCAAUCGAAGCUGCCUCGGUGUCAUCGGGGAUUUUCGCGCAGAGCGCGAGCAGCGGGCCGGGCGCGCGCGGCGGAGACAACCCCUUGGUAGAGCGCCUGGUGGAGGAACUGGGCGGAGUCGAGGAAGAUGAGGCGGUACGCGGAGAGCUCGGACACGUGGUGGACGGCGGCGUCCAGGGCGGGGCGGGCGUGGUCGACGGCCGACGAGCUCCGCGCACGACGAUGGCGCCGCUGCUGCCGAUGCGGCGCCAGCUGCGCCGAGGAGAGGGAUCUGUCGAUGCUUUGCAGGACGGCGAGGAGGUAGUGGAGCGUGUUGAGGCGCACGUAGAGCCGCUGCGUGCCGCGGCUGGUGGCGGGGCGCACCACGUGCGCGUGGUCUCGGUCGUCUCAUCGUCUGGACCGGUUCGCCUCCAGCCUGGGCUUCUUGCUGCUCGUCACGAUGUCGGCCAUGCCGCAGUCGAGCAGGAAGAAGAAGAACGGCGGGAGGAUUGGGGCGGGGCACAGGAAGGAUGGCGACGGGGGCGGGACGGAUUGGGGCGGAGGCGCACGCACGCCGCACGGGAUGGACCGCGAAUGCGGGUGUCCUGCGGUUUCCAACGAGUUGGAAACAGCGCACGGUCGUUUCACCCAUGA
Messenger RNA from Miscanthus lutarioriparius, 678 nucleotides. The record is from the annotation of a GenBank genome assembly. Lineage: Eukaryota; Viridiplantae; Streptophyta; Magnoliopsida; Poales; Poaceae.